UGUUUACAAAAUGUUAAGCCUUUAACUGACUGGACAUGUCACCUUCAGAAAUUGCACAAAAAGUCAAAACACACUUGUGUCCGUACGGAUUUGAAGCACAUGAGUUUAAGAUUGGUUGGUAUAAUGAACAAGUUGGGGACAAUUUCAAGCUUCCUUAUGAAGAUGAUACAAUGGCAAUCUUGAUAAUUAGUACACCAGACAUGUUUGACAAGAGUCUUCUCCCUUACAUCCUGAGAACAGAAUGUCCCAGUACUGGAGAUAUGCUCGACCACUGUGUUGCAGAACAUUUCAAUAAUAUUAAAAAGGAAUUCUGUGAUUGCGACAUAGAAGCCAUGCAUGACUUUGAAUUGUUACCAAGUCGACGACCUAAAAUCCUCGUUCAGACAGCAGGUCAUGUGUCUGGGGCAGCAUACUACUACCAGAGAAAAGAUGUACAGCCAGACCCAUGGGAUGAAAAAACAAAAAUAUUUGGUGUGAGCAUUCAUCCAAAAUAUGGAGGCUGGUUUGCACUUAGAGGAGUUCUCAUCUUCAAAAAUAUCAAAUAUCCUGGUUUGCUUCGGAGAAGUCCGGUAGAUAUCGUACGGACAUAUGAACGUAAGAAAGAACUGCUGGAGAGGUUUAACUUCCAUUGGCAGGAUUGGACAUUUAGGGACAUUAUUCCAGUGGAACAAAAAUAUUCAGAUGACCAGAAGCAAUAUUUUGAAACUUUGCCUAAAGAUAGACUAGCUUUAAUACAAGAAAUGAAAUGUCGUAGAAAGUGCACAGAUUUAGAAUGAAAAUGUGUUACAUGUGUAGGACUCUGUUUUUGUCAAGCCCACUUGAAGAAGCAAAGACAUAGUUUUACAAAUGGCUGUUCAGCGUGCGUGCAUGCGUCCGGAUUUGUUUGUCUGGACCAUAACUUUGACAUGCAUGGAGCAGUCUUGUUUCCCUCAUCUUUUUCAAUAAAAAAGGGGAACAUAGAAACAGGCUCCGUCCUUCUGUCAGUCCUUCCAUCCAUCACACUUUGUGUCCGGGCCAUAACUCUGCCAUCCCAUAGGGAUUUUAAAAUACCUUGGCAUAAUGUUCACCAUAAUGAUGAGACGACAUGACCUACCCAAAACCCAGACCCCUAGCUUCAAGGUCAAGGUCACUAUUAGAGGUCAAAGGUUAACAGGGUCUGUUUCGUGUCUGGUCCAUAAUUCUGCCAUCCAUGAAGGGAUUUUGAAAUAACUUUGCAUAAAUGUUUACCAUAUUGAGACAAUGUGUCAUGUGCAAGACCCAGACCCCUAGCUCCAAGGUCAAGGUCACACUUAGAAGUCAAAGGUUAACAGGGAUUACUUGGUACAAAUGUUCCCCAUAAUGAGAGGAUGUGUCAUGCGCAAGAUCCAGGCCCAUAGCUCUAAGGUCAAGGUCACAGAGGUCAAAGGUCAGAUACAAGAAUGACUUUUCCGGAGCAUUUGUUCUUCAUGCAUGGAGGGAUUUUGAUGCAGCUUUGCACCAUACUGAGACGGAGUGUCAUGUGCAAGAACCAGGUCCCUAAUUUAGAAUUACUUCCCUUUGUUGUUACUAUAAAUAGCUUAUAUUGUAACUUUUUGUAAAGCCCUCUUGCGGCAGGGAAGACAUAGUUUCCAAAUGGCUGUUCGGUGUAUGUGCAUGCAUUGUGCGUCCAUCCAUCCGGAUUUGUUUGUCUGUUUGUUUGACAUGCAUGGAGCAAUCUUGUUUAUAUUUGGCAUGAAUGUUAACCUCAGUGCUACAGGGUGUCGUGCGCAAACCUUAGGUUCCUAUCUCAAAGGUCAAGGUCAAAGUUAGAGGUCAAAGAUCAUGUCAGAUCUUGUCCGGCCCAUGACUUUGACAUACAUUUAGGAAUCUUGUUUAUAUUUGGUACGAAUGUUUCCUGUCUCAAAAGGUUGAGGUCACAGUUAGGGGUCAAAAGUCAUUUUAGAGCUUGCCUGUCCCAUAACUUUGACAUGCAUUGAGGAAUCUUGUUGUCCCCCACCUUUUUCAAAGAAAAAUAAGAGGGAUAUAGAAAAAGGCUGCGUCCUUCUGUCUCUCCGUCCUUGUGUCCAUCACACUUCGUGUCCGGUACAUAACUCUGCCAUCCAUAAAGGGAUUUUGAAAUUACUUGGCACGAAUGUUCUCCAUAAUGAGACGACAUGUCUCGUACAAGACCCAAACCCCUAGCUCCAAGGUCAAGGUCACACUUAGAGGACAAAUGGUAAUAGGAUCUGUUUCGUGUCUGGUCCAUAACUCUGCCAUUUAUCAUGGGAUUUAGAAAUUUUUUACUUUGCACAAAUGUUCCUCAUAAUGAGAAGAUGUGUCAUGCACAAGACCCAGACCCCUAGCUAUAAAGUCAAGGUCACACUUAGAGGUUAAAGGUUAACAUGGUUUGUUUCUUGUAUGGCCAAUAACUCUGCCAUUCAUCAAGAGAUUUUAAAAUUAUUUGGCACUAAUGUUCCCUAUAAUAAGUUGAUUUGUCAUGUGCAAGAACCAGGCCCCUAAUUCUAAGGUCAAGGUCACACUUAGAGGUCAAAGGUCAAAUUCAAGAAUGACUUUGUCUGAAACAUUUCUCCUUAAUGCAUGGAGGGAUUUUGAUGCAACUUGGCACAAAUGUUCACCACCAUGAGGUACUCUUUUUGUUUUUAGAAUUACAGUCAAACUUGUGCUAGCAACCACCCGUGAAUAGCGACCACCUGUCGACAACGACCGGUCUCUGGUCCCCCUGUAGAAAAAUGCUCAUGAAAAGGCCGUGAAUAACGACCACCUGGCGACUGCGACCAGCGACCGGCCUAAUUCAUUCCCAAGGGUCAUAUUUGCCCCCCAAUAAUGACCAAGCUGGACCGUUCCAGCAUGAAAAUAUCUGAAAUCCGCCCAAUUUUCACGACUGUCGCUUUAUAGCAAACAUAAUAAUUACUGCUUGAAUGAAAAUUUGCAAGUUUGCACUGGCCAAAUUAAUACAUAUAACAUAAAGAAAGCAAGAACCUGUAAAAAUACUUUUUAUCAGCAUGAUAAUGGCUAACUGAGAAGUGACCCUUCCCCAUGAAUAAAGACCACCUGUGAACAAAGACCACUUUUGCUUGUUCCGAAGAGUGGUCUUUGGUCACAGGUUUGACUGUACUUCCCUUUGUUUUACUAGAAAUAGCUUAUAUUGUAGCUUUCUUUUAUUUCUGGCCAUAGGGAAAAAUCAAGAACACUGUUUUGUGGUACAACAUGCAUAUUACAUCCAAUUUAUAGGUGUAUUUUGACCUAUCUCUACCUGGUAAAGAGUUUUGUGUGGACUUAUAUUAUAUAGAAUUUUGUUUAGGAUCAACUUCUCUUUGUUGUUACUAUAAAUAACUUAUUAUACCUUUUUUAAAAUUAGCAAAAAAAUUACAUAUAAUAUACAUAUUUCCGUUUUAAACUAGAUUCUCAGUCAGUACAUAAAGUUUAAAGAAAUUCUUUAAUAAUAUUACAUAAAUGUUUCUUUUGGUGACCCUUUACGAAGAUAAUUGUAGACAUUAUUAUUCUGUUUCAUCAAAAAGCAUUGCCACCAGGGUGUGUGGUCACUUUACCCAGUAUUUAUAUAGUGGAAACUUAAAAAAAAAUAUCUUCAUGUUUGAUAAUGUCAUAUCACAUCAUUUCCCCAAUGUCUUAUUCCACCUCACGCCCCCCCCCACCCCUCCACUCCAAAAAAAAAAAUCCACACAUACACAGUAUCUGCCUGUAUUUAUUUAGUAGAAACAUUUAACUUUUAACUGUUCAAGGAAACACUAAACUCAGGUCUUGUUUAACCCUUAGCCUGCUGCAGGCGAAUUUAACAGCCUUUGCAAACAGCUUGGAACCAGAUCAGACGCCGAUUAAAUCGGCAUCUGAUCAGGUUCCAAGCUGUUUGCUAACUCUGACAAUAUUUCUUCCAAUUUUGGAGCAAAUUGAAUGAACUUUACAAUUUUAGCAGACGACAUUUCCAGCAGACGACAAUUUAUCUAGCAUGCUAAAGGUUAAAAUGUACACAGUUCAUAUCUGAAUUCUUAAUAGCCCGUUAUGAAGGAUGUGCUUUUACAAAUUUUCAAGAUUCUCAUGCCAUGAUUUUAACAGUUGUGUCUGAGAUGUAGCAGUAAAGUAAACUGCAGCAAAUAGAAAAAAUAAUAAAUAAAUAAAAAACA
Messenger RNA from Mercenaria mercenaria, 4118 nucleotides. Its product is annotated as cyanocobalamin reductase / alkylcobalamin dealkylase-like. The record is from RefSeq and is a predicted model, not a curated record. Gene Ontology annotation, cellular component: cytoplasm. Lineage: Eukaryota; Metazoa; Mollusca; Bivalvia; Venerida; Veneridae. Gene Ontology annotation, biological process: cobalamin metabolic process. Bases 36 to 776 code for a protein of 246 amino acids. The transcript has 4 exons. Gene Ontology annotation, molecular function: demethylase activity; FAD binding; cyanocobalamin reductase (cyanide-eliminating) (NADP+) activity.